Cladophialophora carrionii CBS 160.54 is the source of this 1965-nucleotide messenger RNA. RefSeq lists its product as uncharacterized. The coding region runs from base 1 to 1965 and encodes 654 amino acids. The record is from RefSeq and is a predicted model, not a curated record. The transcript has 2 exons. NCBI's taxonomy places the organism in Eukaryota, Fungi, Ascomycota, Eurotiomycetes, Chaetothyriales, Herpotrichiellaceae.
AUGUCCGUAAACGCUGUCGAGAUUCCGGCACCACAACCGUCGAUUGAUGUUCGCGAAGAGAAGUUGAUCAAUGAAAGCCUGCAACAGCAAGAAGAAUGGCCAAGACUCAACAGAUUUCUACGCGUCGCCGACGAGUACUGGCUUCUUGAAUGGUUGGGCGUCUUCCUUGCGUUUGGUUCCAUUGCCGGCAUCGCGGCGUUGCUAGGAUGGCGCAACGGCCGACCGAGUCCCAACUGGCACUGGACAAUUGGGAGAGGUCACCACACCAAGGAGGUUUCUAUCACGAUCAACACAAUUAUAUCUCUUUUCUCUACGGCCUUCAAGUCGGGCUUGCUUAUUCCCGUCAGUGCCUCGCUUGGACAGCUCAAAUGGAUCUGGUUCCAAGGCGGCCGCCCCUUGUCUCACUUCGCUGCCUUUGACUCGGCUGCUCGUGGGCCCCUUGGCUCGGUUGUACUUCUAUGGACUCUGCGAGGGAGACGCCUUGCAUGCUUGGGAGCUCUCAUUAUUAUUGCAUCUCUGGCUGUUGACUUUGCAUUGCAAGCCUUGGUCAUCUACCCACUCCGACCUGUCGAUAUCGGCAUUAGGGCGACAGUACCACGGGCUAAUAAUUACGGUCCUCUUCUGCAACCGGGCGAUGGACUCGAGCCCUCGAUGUACGGAGCGAUCUUCGCCGGCGUGUACAACUGGAAAGCCAACUAUCAAGUGCAGCCCUCCUGCGCCACAGGCAAUUGCACCUUCCCAGAUACCUAUACAAGUCUCGCCGUCUGCAGCAGUUGCUACGAUGUCACCAACGAGCUCCGGAAAUCGUGCGCCACGGGGAACUUUACUCACACUGUGUGUUUUGAAGAAGACGAACAGUGCGACGACGUACCCACCUUGGUCGAGCACACCUAUUGCAACUAUACUCUUCCUAACGGACUCGAGAUGAGUGGUCUCCCAUCGGGCAACUGGUCUUAUGCUGAGAUAAGCGGAAAUCUCGACAAGUCUGUGAAGUUUGAUCUCCAAGGCAUUUUAUCGGUCUUCUCGACAAUACAUGCAACACGCGAGAGUCGCUCUUCGGACGCAGUGAUCUCUCCUGGUAGUGUUCAGGCCACGGAAUGUGGCCUUUACUACUGUGUUCAGAAACACACCGUCAAGAUUGUCAACGGCUCGAUAACAGAGAAGCUCGUUGAUACGUACCUCGCCAAUCCCACUGACUACGACGAAAAUCCCGGAGAAACAGUCGUCUUCCGUCCUCCGCAAUCUUGGACCAAUGUUAGCGACGGUGCGUCGUUUGAUCCAUACGAAAACACGCCCAACGCCAAUAUCUAUAUGGGUGGCGGUUUGACUGACAUUCGCGAAACCUUCCGUGAUAUUUGGAAUGGAUCGAGACGAGUUAUCAACGGUAACCUGGUUCCAUCUACCACUGCCCUGGCAGAUAUGACGUGGACCUUCGAACUGGACGACUUCAGUAACUGGACACAUGGGAUUGCAUCGUCCAUGAACCUCAACAUCCGCACCAAUGAAGCAGUCUGGUACACAAAUCCCUUCCCCACGGCGAAUGGUACCACCUACCAGGAUCAGCCAUUUGUGUCAAUUCGUUGGCCAUGGAUCGCGUUGCCUGCAGUGCUUGCGGUUCUUGCACUCAUCCUGCUUCUCUCGACGAUACAUCUGUCUGCGAAAAAGGGGGCUCUUCCCUGGAAGGGCAACAGUCUAGCCCAUUUCUUCCAUCCGUUGACGAGUGGUGGUCGACACGCCAUCGCCGAGGCACAAACUCCUAGGCAGAUGCAAAGCAUGGCCGAACGUUUUCCCGUUCGCGUCCAGAAGACAGAAAGCGGGUUUAGACUCGUGGAGCAUGGCAUUCCGAUAGAGAUGUUGCAUCCACCGAAUCCCUAUACACCGCAAACGCCCAGCUCCAGAGAAUCCCAGCAGAUGUUUGGUACGGUUUCUGACAUGAGGAAUAGGAAAGGGGUAAGUAGUCCCUAG